ACUGCGAAAACGUAGUCAUAAGGGUCCGAGGGCUGCUGUGUCAGACAGCUGGGCUGCCAUGGCGUCCUACUUUGAGGAACACGACUGCGAGCCCACGGACCCCGAGCAGGAGGCCCGAACCAACAUGCUGCUGGAGCUGGCUAGGUGGAUGGCCGAGGCUGGGAGGUCACUUUUCAAUACUAUGGACAUUGGAGGCUUGGGAUUGGUAGUAGAUUGGGAUCACCACCUGCCUCCGCCUGCUGCCAAGACUGUGGUUGAGAACCUCCCCAGGACAGUCAUCAGGGGCUCUCAGUCUGAGCUCAAGUGCCCCGUGUGUCUUUUGGAAUUUGAGGAGGAGGAGACUGCCAUUGAGAUGCCUUGCCAUCACUUCUUCCAUUCCAACUGUAUUCUGCCCUGGCUGAACAAGACAAAUUCCUGCCCCCUUUGCCGCCAUGAGCUACCCACUGAUGACGACACUUACGAGGAGCAUAGACGAGAUAAGGCUCGCAAGCAGCAGCAGAAGCACAGACUGGAGAACCUGCAUGGAGCCAUGUACACAUGAGGUGGCUGGGGCUGAGUGGUGGUCCUCCACAUCUUCCUCUUGAACCUUGAAUCCUCAUUAAAGGUUUCUUUACCUA
Phyllostomus discolor (pale spear-nosed bat) is the source of this 617-nucleotide messenger RNA. It is a transcript of the gene RNF181, whose product is annotated as ring finger protein 181. NCBI's taxonomy places the organism in Eukaryota, Metazoa, Chordata, Mammalia, Chiroptera, Phyllostomidae. Bases 59 to 541 code for a protein of 160 amino acids. Gene Ontology annotation, cellular component: cytoplasm. The transcript is spliced from 5 exons. The record is from RefSeq and is a predicted model, not a curated record. Gene Ontology annotation, molecular function: ubiquitin protein ligase activity. Gene Ontology annotation, biological process: protein ubiquitination.